AUAGAUUCUGACUGACUGCUUCCUGACUUCCUGACUGCUUCCUCAACGUUUUGAUGUCAGAAGAGGAGUCAUGGAACACCCAGCUUGUAUUUUGGAGGAGUUGAAGCAGUAUGUCGUAAAUGAGGCCCCACCAACAGUGUAUUACAUCCCAGAUUUCAUAUCGGAAGAGGAGGAGUCCUACCUUCAACAGAGAGUGUUUAACUCUCCCAAAACUAAAUGGACGCAGCUGUCAGGCAGACGGCUUCAGAACUGGGGAGGGUUACCACACCCCAAAGGCAUGCUGGCAGAAAAGAUUCCUGACUGGCUCCAAACCUACUGUGAGAAAAUCUCCUCUCUUGGUGCAUUCAGUGGGAAAACGGCCAAUCAUGUGUUGGUGAACGAGUACAAACAAGGGGAAGGGAUUAUGCCUCAUGAGGACGGCCCUCUGUACCACCCUACUGUCACCACCAUCAGCCUGGGCUCUCACACCCUGCUCGACUUCUACACGCCCGUCAGCAGCCGGGAGGAUGAUGCACCGCAGACGGAGGAGAGCCGCUUCCUCUUCUCCCUGCUGGUGAAGCCGCGCAGUCUUCUGAUCCUGCAGGAGGACAUGUACCAGCUUCUCCUUCACGGCAUCCGGCCCCAGGGACAGGACACGCUGACGGACAAGGUGCUGAACCUGUCCGCUGCCGGGGCCCAGCCAGGAGAGACACUGACCCGAGGCACCAGAGUGUCACUGACCAUACGACACGUGCCCAAAGUUAUGAAGGCAAAGUUUUUACUGGGGAGGAAAUGAAGAAAUACCUAAUAUUUGCUAUGGUACUAUAUGUUGUGUUUGCCACUGACACCAUCUAGUUUAUUCUCAGCCAGGAUGCUUAUCAGUUCUAUUUUAUAUAAGUUGUCUGUAUUGUAUCACUUCAGCUUUGUUAAAUGUAUCAAGUAAUUUCACUGCUUCAGUCAUUUUAAUCUCGACAUUAUCAAAGGCAACAAUACAAUAUAGUUGCAACUAUAAAUUGUUUAAACACGCUCUGGAGGGAACACAGGGAUUUUGGCCUUUGCAGACCAUUUACAUGCACUAAAACCUAUAUAACACACAACAGGAAAUGGAAAACCCCAAAAAGCAUAAUGGGGCCCCUUUGAGGGUGUAUGGCAUCUUUGUUGCAAAUAUCUAUUGAAGAAGAGACAUUUUUAUUUUGUUUGGUAUUUGCAUUAGCUGAAUGUCUGUAAUAAUUAUUCAGGUCUUCUAACUGGAAUUAUUUUGUAUUUAUUUGUCAACUCUUGUUUGAGCAUAAAAUGGAUAGACAAUUGG
This is a messenger RNA of Notothenia coriiceps (black rockcod), 1288 nucleotides long. It is a transcript of the gene alkbh6, whose product is annotated as alkB homolog 6. The coding region runs from base 71 to 775 and encodes 234 amino acids. Lineage: Eukaryota; Metazoa; Chordata; Actinopteri; Perciformes; Nototheniidae. The transcript has 2 exons. The record is from RefSeq and is a predicted model, not a curated record. Gene Ontology annotation, cellular component: nucleus.